Molecule: messenger RNA, 1951 nt
Organism: Nilaparvata lugens (brown planthopper)
Lineage: Eukaryota; Metazoa; Arthropoda; Insecta; Hemiptera; Delphacidae
Exons: 3
Coding region: 249-1532 (427 amino acids)
Source: RefSeq, a predicted model, not a curated record
CUUCCCGGUUCACCUAGUCCUCCUCUUCCUCCACCUUCUUAUCCCGCUCUUCUCGUUCGUCAUCUCUCUGUUCAUCUUCGGAACUAAUGUAAAUCAGUGUAGAGGCUCAGUGGUAAAGGAGGAGCAAUAGAGCCGUUUUAAAAUGACAAUGGAUCACCGACCGUCGAGGGUGUGACCCACUAUAUAUGAACAAGUAGGGGGCCGGGUGCACUUAGUUUUCAUUUUGAAUUUGCCGCUGUUCUGGCAACAUGGUUAGGGUGACCGCGGUUAGUUAUCAAGUAUUUCUAGUUCUCCUAGUGUCUGGUAAGUUGUACGCGGAAGAGAUUAAAACUGAUGAGGGUGAAAAGGAAGAAAAUUCAACUUUAAUUUCCACGUCUACCGAACGACAGGCGAAAAGAUACUCGUUCAACGAUGACGGUUUGAACGAUAACUCUUUCCAAGCUUCAAACCCAUCCUUCAUCAAAGAACUCACCUUCACAACACCAGCCCCGAAAAACUCGCAACUCUUCCAUCACGACAACAUCGUUCUAAUAUCGGAUAACUCGAACGCAGAGUCGUCGGUUCCCGUCGUGGAAAACUAUUUCAACCACGAUUUCCCGCCGUACGAGACCAACCGCUCCGCUUACAACAAGGACCAGUCACCGUCGGCUGCGUCCCUUAUCAAUCAGGGCUAUGAAGGGUUCACAAGGGAGGCUAAGGAUUACACUUACUCGUAUCCUUAUCCUUCGGCGUCGUCUUCGUCCUCAGGAUCGUCGGGGUCCUUCCACAAUGACCCGGGUACCGCCAGCUACUACUAUCACUCCCCUCAGGAUGAUAAGAACUACUGGAACACUGCGCCUCCUGCUCAGGAUGGAAAACCAGGCACUCAAACAAUGCUGGAAUGCUACCCGCCGAGCUCUGGCUUCUUCAGCGAGCUGAUCCGGCUGGGAGGGAUCGCCAAGGUGAGCCUCGUGAAAGCCCUCCUCAUCGGAGUGCUUGCCCUACUUGUCCUCAAGAUCCCGGCGCUGCUCCUGCUCAAAGCACUCGUCUUCAAGGUGGUCGUUCUGCCCUUCGCUCUGAUCAGCAUCAUGCUGCCAGUUCUGCUGCCUUUGGCCUACUUCUUCUGGCCGAAUCUGUCAAUGGCCUUAGGUCUGGCCACGCCCAAACCACCCGCAUCUCCAGCCGGCAACGCGACCAACGCGACUACUGUCGCACCACCGGGAAGAAGGAGCUUCGGAACCCCCUGGCCGGUCCCCGACAACCUACAGGAGAUACUCAACAACUUCGUGCAGUCGGAGAGGUGCCUGGAGAGGAUCGCUUGCAAACUGGGCACCCGUGAUAGCAAGUCUGCCUACAGGAAGCAUGUUUCAUGGCUUCUGAAGAAGUUACAAGUCUCAGUUGAUGCUCCUCUGAGAACGAAGUUCAAGCACUACAGGGACGCCUACAACUUAGGAGCCAGUACCAAGGAGGACAUCUGUGAUCGAGGCCUUUUCCCUUGUCACAUUCCGAAACUGCUCAUCCGACAAAGUUCACGAACCUACGAGAUCCUGUAGACGCAUAAUCACUCAAAUUUCAACAAUGUUUGAUCAACAAUCUGGUGCAAUAAUAUUAGCCUUCUUCAAAUUUCAAUUACAACCAUGUAUUGAAUGAUUAAUUGAACAUGGAUUUGAAUUAUUUUUGAUAUUCGAUUAAAAUUCAAAACUCUUUAAAUUUGAUUCAACUGAGAAAUAAAUUUAGAAUGUUCAAAAUGUUUACAAAUAUUAAUGUAUUUUUGAUUCGAAUUGAUAUACUUGCAAUUUUAAUGUUUUCUUAGCUGCGAUGAAAAAUUCGAUUGAGUUCUACAAGUUUUCAAAUCGUAAUAAACACGUCCAAUCCCAUUUGUUUCAUCGAUGAGAAAUUAUUUAUUUAUAUAUCUAUUUUGUACAGUGAGUUGAAGUUUUAUUUAUUUUUUGUAUUAAAAGAACUUUACUUA